Anoplophora glabripennis (Asian longhorned beetle) is the source of this 2677-nucleotide messenger RNA. Its product is annotated as zinc finger protein 79-like. NCBI's taxonomy places the organism in Eukaryota, Metazoa, Arthropoda, Insecta, Coleoptera, Cerambycidae. The transcript has 4 exons. The record is from RefSeq and is a predicted model, not a curated record. Gene Ontology annotation, molecular function: RNA polymerase II transcription regulatory region sequence-specific DNA binding; DNA-binding transcription factor activity, RNA polymerase II-specific; zinc ion binding. Gene Ontology annotation, biological process: regulation of transcription by RNA polymerase II. Gene Ontology annotation, cellular component: nucleus. Bases 59 to 1960 code for a protein of 633 amino acids.
UUUAUCAUAAGUACACCACAAUUUUCGUGCUAUAUACAUUUUAAAGAAAAUUGUUGCAAUGAGUGGUCUUCAAGAAACUUUGUGCAGGCUUUGUCGUACAAUUAUAACCGAUAAAAGUUUUGAAGUAAUAGACAACGCUACUAGAGACAUUCUACAUGUGCUUUUGUUAAAAUUGAAACUGGAUGGUGAAAGCAAGGAGGUUAUAUGUAAUGCUUGCAGAAGAAAAUUACAUGCAGCAUUAGAAUUUAAGUCAACAUGUUUAAAUAACGACAAUACAAUUAUUCCAAAUAUGGAUAGCGAACAAAUGUUACAGCUUCAUAUAAGAGAAGUGUACACGAAGGAGAAGGGAAGCGAGUCGAUGGAUAUUUCAGAUAGUCAGAAAAUAUGUCGAUUGUGUAUGCAACCAAAGAGUGAGUUUAAGUGCAUAAGUGAAGAGGAACACGAAGCUAUUCAGAAAUUGAUUCCUGAAAUGGAUAUAAAUAUCAUCAAAGAACCUGUUGUGUGUAAGCCAUGCUUUGAUUCUCUGUGUACCCACAACCUCUUCUUAAGAGAAGUAGAGGAAAAAAUUAAAUGUAGUUUCGAUAGUCCAGCCAUAGAUAUUCGAAUAGAUAAGCCGCCAACUGAUUUAUUCUUUAAGACUGAAGACUUGGACAGUAAAUUCGAUAUUAACGAGAUGGAAAUGUCGAUCAAAACUGAAUGUGUGAACAUAAAAGAUGAAGAUGAGGAAACAAGAGACACGCUACUGCAAACUUCCGAUUAUGAACCAUCCGAGAAUAAUGACUGGAGAGAUGCAGACGAGGAAGGAUGUAAACAUGAGAAUGGAUCAGAAACGAAAAUCAAGCAGGAGCUCAAAGCAUUGUACAAAUGUGCCAAAUGCAUUUACAAAACUGGAAGCGAGAGACGCUUCACAGUACACUGUGAGAGGCACGAGAAAGAUUUGGAAGUGUACAAGCGCGAAAGGUGCGAUUAUGAAAAUGGAAAUAAGAAAUUACUUCAAAGUCACAAGAUGAGGCAUAAAGAUCCAUCACAUGUUCAAAUGUACAGGUGUAACGAAUGCGAUUACGAAAGUAAAUACAAAGCUAGUGUUCAAAGACACCAACUGGUACAUAAAGAUCCUUCGCAGGUCAAAAUGUACAAGUGUAACGACUGCAAUCACGAAACUAAACACAGACGUAAUAUGAAAAAACACCAACUGACGCAUAAAGAUCCUUCGCAGGUCAAAAUGUACAAGUGUAAUGACUGCAAAUAUGAAACUAAAUACAAGGCAAAUUUUAAAAACCACGAACUACAGCAUAAAGAUCCUUCGCAGGUUCAAACGUACAGUUGUAAUGACUGCAAUUACAAAACUAAUGUCAUCGCUUAUAUCAAACAGCACCAACUGAAACAUAAAGAUCCUUCGCAGGUCAAAAUGUACAAGUGUAACGACUGCGAUUAUAAAACCAGUUAUAUCAGUUCUUUAAAACAGCACGAACUGAAACACAAAGAUUCUUCAGAGGUUGAAAUGUACAUGUGUAAUGACUGCAAUUGGAAAAGUAAAUACAAGGGUAUUAUCAAACGGCAUCAGCUGAAACAUAAAGAUCCUUCUCAAGUUCAAAUAUAUAAGUGUAACGAAUGCAAUUACGAAACUAUAUACAGGGGUUAUAUCAAAAAGCACCAACUGAGACAUAAAGAUCUUUCAGCGAUAUACCAGUGUCACAACUGCGAUUACAAAACUAUAAACAAAAAUGCUAUGAAACAGCAUCGACUGAAACAUAAACAUCCUUCGCAAGUUCAAAUGUACGGAUGUAAUGACUGCAAUUACAAAACUAAAUACAAGAGUAAUAUCAAACAGCACCAACUGACACAUAAAGAUCCUUCGCAGGUUCAAAUGUACAAGUGUAAUGACUGCGAUUACGAAACGAAAUAUAAAAAAGAUAUUAAAAGUCACGUGUUGAAACAUAAGAGGCCUUCACAAGUUUAGGUGUAGUGUUUGUGAUUAUGAAUCGAUGUACAAGCUUAAUUUUACUCAUCAUCUUUUGAGGCGCAAAUAUACAUCACUGGUUUAAACUUACAGGUGUACAGAACUAAAUAUAAGUAUGCUAUCAAACUGCACCAACUGAAGCAUAAAGAUCUUUACAAUUUCGAAACUAAAUACUGGGGUUAUUAUCACGUGUUGGAAUAUAGAGAGCCUUCUUAAAUGCAAAUGUACCACUGAUCUGCUAUCAACCAGGUGUAAAGAUUCUUGAAGAGACCUCAAUUGUUGCACGGAAAAAGUGAAUUACCAUCCACCAAAAUACAAAAUACGGUCAAAAAAUGGAAGCAUUUAAGAGUGACAAGGCCAGCCUUGAAAAACAUGGGUUGAAAGCCGACAAGUGAUUUUAGACUAGCAUUUGUAGAAAUUGGUAAUAUGGAAAGUCCGCACUUUUCCUAUUUCUCACAAUGUGACAGUUUGCUGAUUGACAAAUGGUUUAUAAUUUCAACAAAUUAUAUUAUUUUUAUUUUUACUUGUAUAUUUUUUUGUUACGUAAAAUCAUUAAUGACUAAUAUUCUCACCAACCCAGUAGUAGCCCAGGGGAGAAGAAAUUUUUGUAAUUCCAGUUUGAAUUUAUUUUGUGAAUUUAUAUUUUUUAAAUAUUUUGUUAAUUUAUUACCGUAUAGACAUACGGUGAAUACCAUUAAAACACAUAGUUGUCCUACA